GAACCCGGCGCGCCCGCCGAGGCAGGAGAGCGACAAGAAGCGCAUGCCAGUCCACUCGCCGUCUACGCUCUUGGCGGUGGCAGCCGCCGCCAGAACCGGCAGUCUCGUCGCGCAACGCGCCGUGUCAACGAACCCACCGCCGCCGCUCUCGCGCUCGCGUCCCCCGCAACGCACUCUCGUUUGCACGCAAUGCACCCCGCUCGAAACUAGAUAAACGUUUGGAAAACGCGUUAAAAAACACAAACGAAAAAAUUGUGCGGAUGAUAAACAUUUGAUUCAUCGCCGAGAAAUUGUCACGUACCGCGAUUGGAACGCCCUGGACCCACACACACAUCAAGGGAAUUGGAUUCACCCGCUGUUUCAAUGAGCCAUAGUUAAAUCAUAAUGGACCUAAUGUUUUUACACCUCAUCUCUUCGUUGUCGUUUGUUUUUGUGCUAGUCGAUGGAUUCCCAUCGCCACAGAGUGGAGCACACGGCCAGCCACAGGCCGGGCUUCCAGUGCCAACGACACCCUUGCCUGUCGGACUGGCGAUGCCCACAGGCGGCAUGGGUGUGGGUGUAGGCGGCGUGCGCCGUAACUGGGCUGGUUGGCGCGAGUGGCGGCGCGCUGAUCCGACGCUCAUCAAUAGCCUGUGGAGGAGCAAAAUGGGUAACGGCAUACGUAAACAACUAGGUAAUGCCGAAGUGUACAUAAUGCUAGCGCUGCUGAUUGGCCUGGUUACCGUGGUCAUCGGCUGCUGGUUGAGCGACAACUGCUGGUCCCCGGAGCCAGAACACGUCGCAACGGUUGCCUGACGGCAGGCCCGCAACGCGUUACUAAACGCGCCGCCCUCUCUACCUUCGCUCGCCAUAGUCGCCUCCACGUCUACGUCAUCUUCAUCAGAGCCCUCCAGCCCUGAUUCAGAUUGGCCCCUGGUAGACAUCUCAGAGGAGGGUAAAGCCAACGGAGGGGAAGGCGCACUCGGUUCCAAAGAUGGUCACUCCUGACGGCGCGCCUGCGGGCCGGACUCAACCGCGCCCGCUGACGACAAUGAUAAUAAGGAUGCCAGCAUCACGGAUGACAAGAAGAGCCUGCUGCUCUGCAAACAGAAUUCGUUGCCAAAUGGAACCCUACUGCUCCCAGACAUCAACAUCAUCAGCGCCUCACCGUGCCCCAAACACAAAGAUGGGAUACGACCUGGUAUCAUGAAGCAGCUCAGCGAGGACUGCCCCAAACAUAGUCUUGGAGGUGGGUUAGGUGGGGGUUUGCUCAGUAUGUGCCCCAAACACAGCUCAUUCGACGAGUCCUCUGGACACGUCGCUUAUGUUAACGGCUUCGGCAGUAAACUGAGCCUGGGCGGAGGAGGUGGUGGUGACAGGGGCACAUCGCCACCCCCACCACCCCCGCCAAAAAUAGCAUCGCCCAAGGGCGAGAAGGGUAAGGACUACUUGGUCUACGUUGAGCUGGCACGUGACUUUGACGUUCCUUGAAGCUGCUAGACGCCCGGCCCGCUUUCCCGCUGCCCGGACGCGCUUCAUUUUGACACUCCCACCUCUUUCCUGCCGCGCCCCUGCGCUGGCCCUUUGUAAGUAAGAUAUUAUGUGUCAACUAUGCAGUCAAUUACAUGUAGCGAGGCGUUGUGAGUCGUUGGUAUAACUCUGCACACACAAACACCCUGUAUAUAUGCCCGUGCGCGCGAAAUGGCGACUCAUAUCAAUUAACCUUUUAUGCCUUCUGUCUUUUACCGGCCGCCGGCGUCGCGGCGCCGGCCUCUUUUGGACGCGUUUAACAUUUGCUGUGCCUCUUUCCUCUCCUCCGUCUUGACACUAUGUACUUCUAUACAGAUUCAUAACCACCAAAUACACGGAAUGUAGCGAUGCGACGAUGAUGAAACAAACUUUCGAACGUUUUACCUUUACUACCCUGUAGUAUCUUGACGAAAAACUUGCGUAGACUUGCUUUCACUUUGUGCACGGCGCUCACGGCGUCGCUCUUUGAGGAAAUUUGUAAAGAACAAGACUGAAAUGUACCCUGUAAACUAAAGAAAUGAAUAAUACAAGUAUUAAACAAAAACCAACUAAAUGAACGUAUAACAUAUAAACUAAUAAAGGAAUAUUCUAAAUAUUAUCGGAGGACGACGUUCCUAAAACGCGAAACGACGUCUUAAAACCGCUCAGUUAACUUGCUCGAUUGAUUGGUGAACAGAUUGAUUUCGACGGCCUAAUUAAAUAUAUGAUUAAACUAUUUUUAAACGCAUGUAUUUAUUACGAGUAAAUUAAAUUAAAUUAAACACGGAAAUAUAAUGCGCAUGCGUUGACAUUAUCCUUUCUAAUCGGUCUCAACAUAUAUUGAAGAGAAACGCGUGUCUAUAGUUCUGCACCUUCUACUGCAUACUUAGCUCAUCUUAGUCUAGCAAUUAGCCGAUUUCGAACGUGUCGCAAGUGUAAAUAAUGUUACCCCUCGAAAUCCGCGCCGCUCGCGCCUCCACCAUUGUACGUAGAACAUGUAAAAUACUUGCUAAAUGUAGACGAAUUUGUUAAGGUUGGCGUGUUUGUGUAUUUGCUGCUUGGUUGCGUUUUUUGCCAUGAUGAUGAUGAAGAUGCCGAAAUCUCUCACUCACAUUGAAACGAUGAACAAUUGCUCAACUACAUAAAACCCAUUCGUAAAGCCCGCGCGCUGAAUACGUGCACUCACACGCAACACGAACGUAAAAAUAAACGCGAAAACCGACGCGCUAAAUAUAGUCAUUUGUUCGAGAGAUUGCGAUAUUUAUCCUAAUUACUCUAUGAAGUUCGUUCAUCAUAACUUAUUGAAGAAAUGAUGAGUUUUUCACGGUUUUAAGAUGCAAAAAGUUGUAAUUUAAACACGGAAGUACUUUAGUCACGGGCUUUAGUCACGUGGUGACCCUUGGAGAAUUAAAAAAAAGUGGAAGUAAUACGUGGCUAAACAUUGUUAAACACUCGAUUGAUUAACCUCCUCGUGACUAGAACUCCCCUUUAGCCACUUGAUGAAUUUUCACUGAGCGAACUUCAUAACCCACCUAAACGUCUGAAUGAAUGUCCCCCAACGCAAAACCAACUCAAUACGAAGUGAAAAGAAGCAGUAAUAACAAUGAACAAUCACUACAUGUAUGGAUAAAGUCAUACUUAUCACUUACGUGCGGCUACGAAUUGUACUACCUAAGCUGUCAAAAAAAAACUUAAUUGAUUAUCCACAUUAUUACUACAUAUGAAUAUGAAUAAUAUACUACUAAUUAAUAACUAAUAUAUGCAAAUAGUGGGAACAAUGUUUAUCAAUUAACGUAAAAUCACCUAUUCGAUUGUCAUACCACUUCUGGGCAGAAUGUCGUCAUUUGUACUGUAUUGUAUUGUAUCGGCCGGAGAGUACUGUAAACUUUCAGCGCCACAUUUGAACGUACUCGUAACAUAUAGAGAAAUAUCCACACACACAUACACACAACACAACACAACACAACGAGCAGCGGCAAUGGAAAUUCGCGGACUGGAGUACAUAUUUAAUAAACAGCUAGCGUUUACAUAAUAAAUAAAUGACAAAGCCAGAUGCAAGGUGUAUUCAAUUGCCGAAUACAUUUGUCAAGCAUGUAUUUAAUGUUGACAUCGAAUAUACAACCAUAUACAUAAUGUAAUAUUGUAUUAGUUAGUAACUAAUUAUACAUAUUGAAGAUUUUUAUGAUAUGCUCAUUGAUGUAAGACAUUAUUCAAGCAGUAUUGUUUUAUUAUAUUGAAAUCAUUAAACUGGUAAAUAAAAACUAACACUACAAAGUUUAAUCCUUAA
Dalotia coriaria is the source of this 3775-nucleotide messenger RNA. RefSeq lists its product as uncharacterized. The record is from RefSeq and is a predicted model, not a curated record. The transcript has 5 exons. The coding region runs from base 385 to 795 and encodes 136 amino acids. NCBI's taxonomy places the organism in Eukaryota, Metazoa, Arthropoda, Insecta, Coleoptera, Staphylinidae.